This is a messenger RNA of Rhinolophus ferrumequinum (greater horseshoe bat), 945 nucleotides long. RefSeq names its product olfactory receptor 24. The coding region runs from base 1 to 945 and encodes 314 amino acids. The transcript has a single exon. Gene Ontology annotation, cellular component: membrane. The record is from RefSeq and is a predicted model, not a curated record. Gene Ontology annotation, biological process: G protein-coupled receptor signaling pathway. NCBI's taxonomy places the organism in Eukaryota, Metazoa, Chordata, Mammalia, Chiroptera, Rhinolophidae. Gene Ontology annotation, molecular function: G protein-coupled receptor activity; olfactory receptor activity.
AUGAAGCCAGGAAACCACACAUUCAGUGUCUCUGAAUUCCUCCUCCUGGGCCUGUCUGAGCAGCACGAACAGCAACCUCUCCUCUUUGGCCUCUUUCUGAGCAUGUACCUGGUCACCGUGAUGGGGAACGUUGUCAUCGUCCUGGCCAUUAGCUCUGAUCCAUGCCUCCACACUCCCAUGUACCUCUUCCUGGCCAACUUCUCCCUCACUGACCUAUGUUUAUCAUCUACCACAGUUCCCAGGAUGCUGGUGAACAUCCAGGUCCACAGGAAAACCAUCACCUAUGCGGGAUGCCUCUCUCAGAUUCACUUCUUCCUGUGGUUCAUUGGUCUAGAUGUCUUCCUGCUGGCGGUGAUGGCAUAUGAUCGGCUUGUGGCUAUCUGCUACCCCCUUCACUACACCUUGGUCAUGAGCCCCAGACGCUGCUUCCUGCUGGUGGGCAUGGCCCUCCUCCUCGCUCAGUCAUACUCUCUAACCCACACCGUUCUCCUGGCUCAACUGUCCUUCUGCUCUGACAACAUCAUCCCCCACUUCUUUUGUGAACUUCUCCCCCUGUUGAAGCUCUCUUGCUCCAAUACUUAUGCCAACCAAUGUGUGCUGACAUACUGGGGAGGGGCAUUAACCAUCUUGAUCCCCUUGCUGAUCAUUAUUUCUUAUGUCCGCAUUGUGGCUGCCAUUGUGAAGGUCCCAUCGGCGAGUGGCAAGUGGAAGGCCUUCUCCACCUGCAGCUCCCACCUCUCAGAAGUUUGUUUAUUCUACGUGUCUGCUAUUGGGGUCUACUUCGUUCCCUCCACUGCCGAUUCUGCCAGCAAGAACAGGAUGGCUGCGGUGAUGUACGCUGUGGUGACACCCAUGCUGAACCCAUUCAUCUAUAGCCUGAGGAACAGAGACAUGAAGCGAGCCUUGGGGAGACUCCUGAGUGGAAGGGCAUGGCAAUCUCCAUGA